This is a messenger RNA of Prorocentrum cordatum, 1087 nucleotides long. The record is from the annotation of a GenBank genome assembly. Lineage: Eukaryota; Dinophyceae; Prorocentrales; Prorocentraceae.
AUGGAGAGCUGCCCCAGCUGGUGCAUGAGCUGCCCCCUCGGCGCUCUCCCAGUGGAGCUGCCGCCAGCGCCGCAGGCGGUUCAGCACUGGCAGCCCCCACCAGCGGAGCAGGUGGCGGAGCAGGCGGAGGCGCCGGCGCCCCGUUCCCACACGCAGCGGCUGGAGCGGCAGACGCAGCCCCGGCAGACCGGCAAGACGCAUCUCCACCCUGCUGCGCAUGAGCAUGAGGGGCCCGCAGCGGCAGCGGCCGCGAUGGCCAUCGCGCCGCUGGAGCUCGGGGAGCUCGACGGCGCACGGAUGGUUGCCGCCGCCGAGGCCGCUGGCGGCGGCCUCGGAGUCGGCGCAGAAGCUCCGCGGGGGCCCGCGGGGGGAGCCCAGGAGGAGGCCGCUGCCGCCGCAGCCCGCGCAGCGGGACCUGGCGAGGGGCUGGAACGUGCUGCUGGGCGAGAUCGGGGAGUCGGCUCGGCGCCUGCGCGUCGUGAAGGGCUCCGAGGCCACCUCCGCGCAUGCCGCCGGCGACAGCUCGCGGGCGCUCCCCGCAGGCUUGGAGGAGGGCGGCCGCGCGCUUUCGCAGGACACCGAGGCCUUGCUGCAGCGCAGCACGCGGUCCGGCGCGCCGACCAACCCAGAGACCGCGCUCUGGCGCUCCUACAGCAUCGACGAGCGGAUCGUGCCGGACUCCACGAUCGAGGACAUGUGGCGGCGCGCAUCAGAGCCUGCUUGCAGGGAUCUGGAGAUCGCCCCACUGGACAGGGUGCCGCGCCUCACCGUAACGAACCACGAGGUCCAGCCACUGCCCGCGGUCCACGGCCUCGAGCACUGGCGCGCGGACAGGAGAGCGCGCCGCGAGGGGCGGACGGAACGGCACAACGCGGAGGAGCAGCCCAGCCUGGGGGAAAUGAUGCGCACCAUCUUCGGCUGCGACGCGCCCCCGAAGGCCCAGACGCGCGCCUUCGCCGCCGAGCGGCUCGGGCCGCUGGCGGAGACGCCCGGCCCUCCAGAGGAGGAGCCCGCCGCGCCGGCGGGCGGCCGCGGGAGCCCGCGGGCGCGGGCCGCCGCGCCCGGCGAGGAGGAGCUGCAGGAGGAG